AGAAAAUCUCAAUGGAAGCCAUCACUUCCGGACUGGAACUCUCCUUUUUACAGAAGUGGCUAAAUAGUACUACUGGACCAAAAUAAAUAAUUUAUGCUUUGACACAACACCGCAAACACUCGUCUCUUUAACAUAUUGUUGAAUGCAGUUGUCUUAUGAUAAAUAGCCCAAAAGUUGACGAAGAUGUUAGGACUGGAGCUGUCAGCUGGUGUGGAUGGUGUGGUCGAAAAAAUUGAAAAACUCCCCACAGACUUGUUUGCAGAAACGCUUCAGGCGAUCCUGGUUCAUCUUCAGGAUCAGAACAAGGCAGUAGAUUUGAUUGAAACCUGUAACAAAUUUCAAAGAGCUGGGAUAAACCUUGAUCAGAAAGCUGUUCAAGAUGUUAUAAAACUGCUGUCAUACUAUUUUAGGUUAGCUGCAAAGAGCAAUCUCAGUGCAGAUGUCUUGGUCAGUAAAUUGACUGAAUGCAGCAGUAAAUGGUCCAAACCAAACCUACAGUUGGUGCACCAGUUUUGGACUGAGCAUGGUUCUCUUCUACAUCAGGAGGUCCUGACAAUGGCUAGUAUUGGACAGCUUGUAGAUAUCCAGUGGAAGCUUGGAAUGGCAGUGAGCUCAGAUACCUGCCGAUCCCUCAACUCUUCGUUCAUCUCCGUUUUAAUGAAAAUUGCAGACACAUCAGGGGAGGUAUCAUAUAAAUCCUUUGAGAUGACAGUACAGCAGUUCCAGAACUUCUACAGGCAGUUCAAGGAAAUGGCCUCCGUUUUAGAGACUGUUUAAUAUUUUUCUGCAUGUGAUUUUUUGAGGCAGUGAUUCUGAACCAUUCUGACUUUGACCAAAUAUUUACAUUUAAAUAUUUAACAGUUUUCUUUUCUUUUUUCUUUUUAUUCCUUUAAUACUGUCUGCACUGAAUAAAGACAUCUGAAGACAUGUCCUACUGUUACAGUAGCUAAGGUUUAAAUAUCUGUUUUAUCAUAAUAAAUAAUUGUAUUGUGUUAGAUACCCUGUGGAUCAUCAUCAAUUUCCAUUUGUCAGUAAUAUUGAUCUUCAUAAUUGUCUUCAGUGCCUUUAGGAACAUUAAUUAAUCAUGUUUCCCCCUUUCAAAUUACAAAUAACACUUAUGAGUUGAUGUUCAAGGACAUUAAUUUCUCCUAAUAUUUUUCAAUAAAAGUAUUCACUGAACCAA
Messenger RNA from Ctenopharyngodon idella (grass carp), 1183 nucleotides. It is a transcript of the gene commd6, whose product is annotated as COMM domain containing 6. Gene Ontology annotation, molecular function: NF-kappaB binding. The transcript has 7 exons. The coding region runs from base 184 to 777 and encodes 197 amino acids. NCBI's taxonomy places the organism in Eukaryota, Metazoa, Chordata, Actinopteri, Cypriniformes, Xenocyprididae. The record is from RefSeq and is a predicted model, not a curated record.